UAGAGUGAUCGUUGUUGAUUAAAAACAUAUGGUUAGCGAUUAAAUACCGCGCCACGACAGUAAAUAAACAAUAUGCCAAACAUCAAAGCAAACAGAAUUCGUGCGCAAGUGAGCGAAUCAUCCAAAUAAUCGCCCUUAUCGCGAGUUAUAUUUUCACCCGAAAAAUUUCACCUUUUUUGUUCGCCUUAUCGGCAUGGUAUUUUUCAUGUUCGAAAAAUAUUUCGCCUUAUUGGCAACUCUUUAUUCGGGCGAAAUGAACGAGCGGGAAACAGAAAUUUAUUCACGUUUGUUUUGCAGGCGAACACGAAAGAAUUCCAAUGAGUAAAUUCAUAAAUAAAUCGCAAUCUGAGAGGCUGUUGGAUGAAAUGCUGCAAAACCGUACAUAGAUGUUAGAGUUCAAAUUUUUAAACCCACCACUUCAGUAUCUCGGUACGGUAGCCUCAUAAAGGCAACAUUAAUGUGGUAGCACUAAUUAUGGGAAACCUCAACAGCUGAUUGUGGCAAUCGCAUAAAUUGACGUAGCGUCUUUUGUCGAGUGCAGCAACAAAAAACUUCUGACGUGUGCAUCAAUAAUUGACAAAUUAGGUUUCAUUCCUGCCUACCGAAUCGGUAUUUCCAAUUGAUUUAUUUCGUGGCAACAUAAGACUCGGAUAUUUUAUUACACAUUCACUCGCUGCAUCAGCUACUAUAAAAUGAAAAUACCAGAGAAGAGCAGAUUUCUUAUAUACUCUAUGAGUAUUUUCUUUCUUUACUUCUUGUUCGGUAUCGUGCAGGAGAAAAUCACCCGUGGACGCUACGGUGACGAACCGAAUGAGGAUGGCAAAGUGGGCGAGCGUUUCACGUAUGUGCUGGCCUUAGUGUGGGUGCAGUGUUUUUGUAAUUUCAUUUUCGCCAAAGGAAUGUUAUGGACUAAAAAAGCGAAGAAAGAGGAUCAAACACAUACGGGUUAUUACGCUGUGUGCGCACUCACCUAUCUGCUAGCAAUGGUCGCGUCCAAUAUGGCGCUACGUUGGGUGCCUUAUCCCACGCAAGUGGUUGGCAAGUCAGCUAAACCAAUACCGGUAAUGAUAUUGGGUGUAUUAAUUGGCCGCAAAUCAUAUUCCUGGGUACGUUACGUCUGUGUAACAUCAAUCGUUGUUGGUGUAGUAUUGUUUAUGUACAAGGAAAGUCAAAUUGCACACUUGCCAAAAGAAACCACUGGCUUAGGUGAGCUUUUGCUUUUUCUGAGUUUGGCCAUGGAUGGCUUAACCGGCGCAAUGCAAGAUCGAAUGCGCGCUUCAAGUGCGCCUACGGGGCAGCAAAUGAUGUUUGCCAUGAAUUUUUGGAGUACUAUUAUGGUCAGCUUUGCAACAAUUCUUACAGGUGAAGCAAAGGAAUUUUUGCACUUUGCUACGCGCCAUCCUGAGCUCUGGGGACACUUGGCAAUGUUGGCGCUGUGCGGCGCUUUGGGCCAACUUUUCAUCUUUCUUAUGGUAGCCAAUUUCGGACCGCUAGCCUGUUCUGUGGUGACAACAACACGCAAAUUCUUUACUGUACUAUGCUCGGUGGUACUAUUCGGUAAUGUGCUGAUACCCAGGCAAUGGCUUGGUGCGUUAUUAGUAUUCGCUGCGCUCUUCUUUGAUAUGUUCUAUGGUAAGCGCAAUGAUAAGAAAACUGCGGCAGCGAAGAAGUCGGAAGGUGAUCUUGUGGAGGACAAGAAAAAAUUGAUAUCAUAACAUUUAAAUGAAAUAGUAUAGCUUUAGAUGAUUUUUUAAAUACUAUUUUGUAAUAUGCAUAAGAUAUUACAAGUGUGGCGUAGCUUAAAGCUAGUCCAUAAAAGGCAAGAACUAAUGGAACGUAAUGGCAUAGUGCAAUUUAGACCGAACUCUAUUUCCAUAGUUAAUUUCUCUGCAACUUUUGCCGAAAAACAAUAACAAAAUAUUUGGUAUAAUUUACUGUAUACCGAACCUGGUCUGAAGCCUCAUAUUUAGAGCACAAUUUUCUAGUGCUCGCAAGCUGUAAAUUAAGCAUGUAAAAUUGAUUUUUUGAACUUUAGUUUUGCAUUAAUUGAAUUUGUACUUAGUGUGUAAUUUGUAUAAGAGACAAAAACAAAUAGAAUUUAUUUUCCAGAACAACAACAAAGAAUUCGGCAUUUUGUAACUCCACAUAUCGCUCAUUUACUUCAACAGUGUCAUAACUCAAAAAACAAGAUUUUUUAGUUAAAUACGAAAAAAUGUGCUCAAUAUCAUGGUUAAUAUUGUAUAAAAAAGUCUUUGUGAUUAGUAGAAAAUUGAGCGCGUGAGAUGAAAAUGUGCCGUUAUUCCACUUGUUGUGACGCGUUGUUUUUUUUACAACGGCAUCGACACAUUUCAGUUUAACUUCAGUCGUCGUCGUGUAAAGAUUAUUAGUUUUUCAAAAAAAACGAUAUAUUUUGAAUUACAGCGAUUUAUGUGAAAAGGUAGUUAUAUUUUUCGUGUUGCUAAUUUUCA
Anastrepha obliqua is the source of this 2468-nucleotide messenger RNA. RefSeq names its product solute carrier family 35 member B1 homolog (gene meigo). The transcript is spliced from 4 exons. Gene Ontology annotation, molecular function: UDP-galactose transmembrane transporter activity; UDP-glucose transmembrane transporter activity. Gene Ontology annotation, cellular component: Golgi membrane; endoplasmic reticulum membrane. Gene Ontology annotation, biological process: UDP-galactose transmembrane transport. The coding region runs from base 693 to 1715 and encodes 340 amino acids. Lineage: Eukaryota; Metazoa; Arthropoda; Insecta; Diptera; Tephritidae. The record is from RefSeq and is a predicted model, not a curated record.